Messenger RNA from Xyrauchen texanus (razorback sucker), 2105 nucleotides. It is a transcript of the gene atf3, whose product is annotated as activating transcription factor 3. The transcript has 4 exons. NCBI's taxonomy places the organism in Eukaryota, Metazoa, Chordata, Actinopteri, Cypriniformes, Catostomidae. Bases 79 to 684 code for a protein of 201 amino acids. Gene Ontology annotation, biological process: regulation of transcription by RNA polymerase II. The record is from RefSeq and is a predicted model, not a curated record. Gene Ontology annotation, molecular function: DNA-binding transcription factor activity, RNA polymerase II-specific; RNA polymerase II cis-regulatory region sequence-specific DNA binding. Gene Ontology annotation, cellular component: nucleus.
GCUGAAGCUCGAGAACACUCCAGUCAGAGUAGAGCAUCACAACACGCGCGUUCUGUUCAGUCAAAACAAGAUUUCGUAAUGAUGCUUCAGCAUCCUGGGAUGGGUCCUUCGGAAAUCAGCGCGUCUGCUUUGGUCCCCUGUCUCUCCCCGCCGGGCUCACUCACGCUGGACGACUUCACCAACUUCACUCCGUUAGUCAAAGAGGAGCUGCGCUACGCCAUCCAGAACAAGCGCAUGUCCAACGGCAUGAGCACUAUGACCACUGACCGAGCGUGUCUGAACACCGAACGACCCACUGAACUGCCUUUGGCGAAGCGUGAGGUCAUUCCAGAGGAGGGUGAAAGGAGAAAAAGAAGAAGGGAAAGAAACAAAAUUGCAGCAGCAAAAUGUAGAAACAAGAAAAAGGAAAAAACUGACCAUUUACAAAAGGAAUCAGAGAAGUUGGAGUCCAUCAACGCCGAGCUCAAAGCCCAGAUUGAAGAACUGAAGAACCAAAAGCAACAGCUAGUUUACAUGUUGAACUUACACAGGCCCACCUGUAUUGUCCGUGCUCAGAAUGGCCAGACCCCUGAGGACGAGAGGAUGCUCUUUAUCCAGCAGAUCAAGGAGACCUCCUUGCAAGGUCUUAAUUUUACCACAAGUGGACCAACACACACAAUAGCAACUAGCUGUGGGCAUCACUGAAUCAAACUGUACAGUUAAGAAGCUAAAGACUCGGCAGUCAUUGCCCAUGAAAAUGUAAAGGUUCACCCAAAUUAUAAAGGACUAAGGACUAAACUACACAUGGGUGCCUUCCAUGCCAACCAAGGUUGGUCUGAUGUACACCGAAAGGGACUCGCACUAAAGUGUUUAAAGAUGUUUAAAACAUUUUUUCAUGGAGUUAUAUUCUGUUCUUUAAACCUGUUCAUAAUUGUAUGCUUUUUUGUAUGCACCUAAGCUUGUUGUCAUAUUUAUGCUAAAGCAACAUGAUGUAUUUAUCAGCUUGUUGGUUAAAUGAAAACUUGGUGUUGUGUUUGACUGCAAGUACUAUUCUUGUGAGGAAAAAUGGAAGACUAAUGUAGUGAUGGCGUGUAUUUUUAUUUUUUUAUUGAAGAUAAAGACAUAACAUACAGGGUGAUGAAGUUAAUUAGCUUAGUUGCAUGUGUAUCUGUGGCCUCCGCCUUGUUUAGUAUACUUGUAACAUGCCACAUGAAGUAUUUCAAGCUGCUACUAACCUCUCAGGACAUGGUCUAUAUAUUACAGGAAACUCAUCCUAAAUAAACAGAUAAAAUGACAGGGAUGUCAAAGAGUAGACUUUGAGAUAGCCAGGUGUCAGGCAUGCUACUUACAAGAAAGUCUCUCCCAUUAGAGACUUGAACUUUCACCACUAAAGGCCUGUCUGUGCAAUCACUUCUAUGGUCUGAAAACUUUGUUACAAUGCUGUGAGCAGGAGGGUUUACAUUUGCCAGCCCACUGCACAAUGAGGGAUGUUUUUGUGAAAUUAAGGGACAUAUAGUUAUUUUCUGAUGUUGCAUUUUUCAUAUACUGAGUGAUGUUAUUGUGUAGAUGCACAAACCUCUUCACUUAUCCUAAAGAGGAAAAAAAACACUUCAAGUAAAGCUCUUAUUUUUGGUCUGGUUAUGUUGUCCUAGAUCAUGUGUCAAGCAAUUUUGAAAAACCAUACCACAAGACAUCUGAUCAAGCCCUGUGACUACAUUGCCUAACUUUACAUUUAGAGUUAAGGAAGAGUUUUGCCUCUGCAAAAAAACGUCUGUCAGUCGAUUUUUACGAGGGGAAAUCCCGAAAUACCUUUUCACCUAAAUCUCCCGUAACGUUUCUGAGUCUGUAUUUCUUUUCAGAUGUGUGUUGAAAGGUUAAAUGGUGCAGGCGUCAGAUAGCCUUUCUUGUUCUUUGUAAUUGUUCAAACAGGCAUGCCAAUCACAUAAUGUUGUACUACUGACAUUAAAUGUGUUAUGGAAACAAAGCUUUGCUUAAUAUUUGAGGUUAAACCAAAGCAACCAAUACAGCUAUGAUUGAGAUGUUAAUGGCCUGUAUCUGAACGAGAUAUGGCUUCAGUUUGACUCUUGUUUGUUGUUUGUUUUUGAUACUUUAUUAAUAAAAACAUA